Trematomus bernacchii (emerald rockcod) is the source of this 3755-nucleotide messenger RNA. RefSeq names its product cell wall protein DAN4-like. Lineage: Eukaryota; Metazoa; Chordata; Actinopteri; Perciformes; Nototheniidae. The record is from RefSeq and is a predicted model, not a curated record. Gene Ontology annotation, biological process: proton motive force-driven ATP synthesis. The transcript is spliced from 8 exons. Gene Ontology annotation, molecular function: proton transmembrane transporter activity. The coding region runs from base 2770 to 3537 and encodes 255 amino acids.
ACGGAGCUUUAAAAAUGCUUUGAAAACACGGGACAGCUGAAACAAAAUAUGUUAGCUAGCUUGCAAAUAACCUAACAAACAGCCGGUUAAAAGUCGAUUUAAUCAUUUAAGGUCGACAUUAAAAGAGUGUUUUAUCUACGCGUUUAGAUUAUUUACCUGAAUGCAUUCAUUGCGGUUGUUAUUUUUGCAUUUUGUGCCAUUUUAAUGCGUUAAAAAUACUAUGUUUGUGUGUCAAAAUCGGUUAAAACAGAGUAAAACUGCCAUGGUGGAGCACAGGGAGCUGCAGGACAUUUAGUUCUUUCCCAGAGAGACAUUCCUCCUCACUGUUUACCAAAGAGUUACACACUUAUAUUACACCUAUAGACAUAUAUAUUAUUAUUUAAACAAUCAUGGCUGCUGUAUUGCUCAGAAGAGGAACAGGAUUAUGUUGUUUUCACAGGGAGUUGUGCAGAGUUGUAUGGAGGUCACAAACUGCACUGUACAGCUUCAAACCUUCAGACAGAAGGACACACAUCAAGAAGGCUAAGACUCAGCCUGCGGUGGACGUCUCUAAACUCCUGGAGCAAAUCUUCUCUUAUCGCAGGCCGGGAUCAACGCCUCCUGCUGCUAAAGCUCGACCUACCACACCUCCCACCACCACCUCAAAUGUUCCUAAUUGUUCAAAGAGAGAACCAGCAGUCUCUCCUGCUUCUUCUAAUACCAAACAAGUUUCUGAGGAUCUUUCCAAAGUGACUGUUCCUGCUAGCAGCACAACAUCUGCAGCAUUAGCAUCAAACACUUCAGCAAUAGAAAGCCAAACUUUGACUGAAGCAAUAGAAACCCAAGAGGAAACUGACUCAGUCCUGCUCUCAUCAGCACACUCACAAGAGAAGAACAUGGAGGCUUCAUCUUCUUCAGCUCCUACAGUAGACACCUUGAUAGAAACUGCAUUAAAAUCAGUAGACCCUGAAAUAUCUCCUGUAGAAACAUUAGAAGCUAGACCUGCUGUUGCUGAGGGUGCAAUAGAUGCUCCAGCUGAAACAGUGACAGACUCAGAGGUCUCAUACACUACCAAGGAAGAACUUAUAUUAGCAACAACAGAAUCAUCAGUAGAAAUCUUCAAUUCUCCCGUGGAAACACUAGAAACUGGAGCUGCCGUUGCUGAAACUUCAAUAGAAAGUCCAAUGGAGGUUGAAGCAGAUACAACCACACACAAAGUAGAAACUAACACCACAGACUUAGAUUCUGGAAACCUCCCACACAUUGCAGAAGAAACACUAGAACCACCAGUAGAAGCUAACCAUGUUGCUUUGGAAUCACUAGACACUAUACCUCAUGUUGUUGAGGGUCCAGUAGACGUCACAGUACAUGUAGCAUCUCCAAAUGUAGAAACCCAAAGCACAGACUUGGGUUCUGUUAACCUCUUGCACACAGAUCAAGAAGACACUUUAAUAGAAACAAGCCAUUUUACUUUGGAAACAGAUACUCAAGCUGCUGUAGGUUCAAUAGAAACCACAAUAGAGGCCAAAGCAGACACAACUCAACAAAUACAAACCAACAGCACAGUCUCAGAUCCUAUAAACAUCUUGCACACUGACAAAGACCACACUUUAAUAGAAACAGUAGAACCACAAGUAGAGACAAGCCACUUUCCCGUAGAAACACUAGAAACGGAAGCUGCUGUUCUUGAGCAUCCAGUACAGAGUUCAAUAGAUGUCACAGUACAUGCUGAGAAAGUAGAAACCAAAAGCACGGACUCAGGAGUCUCAUCCAGCACCAAAGAAGAACCUUUAAUAGAAACAUUAGAACCAGUAGCAGCCAUACUUUUCCCAUUUGAACCAAUAGAAAUGAAAGCUGCUGAUGCUGAAGGGUCAGUAGAAGCUACAGUAGAGACUGAAGCAGAAAAAGCAACUCUGGAAAUGCAAACCAACAGCAUUGACUUGGGUCUUGUUCAUCUCUCACACACUACCAAGGAAGAACCUUUAAUUGAAGCAAUAGCAUCACCUGUAGAAGACAGCCAUGUUGCAUUGGAAACACUCAAAACGGAAGCCGCUGUUUCAGAACAUCCAGUCGAAACUACAGUACAAGUAGAAACCCAAAGCCCAGACUCAGGUUCUGAUAACCUCGUGUACACUGCCAAAGAAGAACCACUAAUAGAAACUACAGUAGAGACCAGUACCUCUGCUUUUUCUGAAGGUACGAUUGAGCCCACAAUGGAAACUGAAGAAGCUGAAAACCUCUCACAUGCUGCCUUAAUCCUGAAUGCACAAGACUCCUUGCCUUUGAAUAAUGAAUCAAAUGUAGAAUCAUGCUCGGUGAAUGUAGACGAGGCUCUGGUAGCGUCUUUAAAAAACAAAGAGCUCACCCUAACAACAUUUUUCGUCGAAGGAGAACAGCUGAAGGAGAUUGGAGCGAAUGACAAAGCUGCUGUGACAGAAACGGAGAAUUUAAGCGACGAUGAGCGAGAUGUUUUAACCCAAGUUCCUUCCUCUUUUUCGGAGGAUCUUCAUGGGUUAAAAGGAACUAGUGGCAUGUUAGUGAACGAGCUUCUCCGUCAUGUUCCUGCUGAGCUUUCCAAAACUCCUGAAGCAAAAGGAGAGCACACAGAGGAGGAGGAAGCCAUGACGCUGGAAUCGAUAACUUUAGCAAAAGCCAUGGGAGGGAUUCGGAGGUCUUGAAACAGAAGCUCUGUUAGAAACAAGGAAUGCACUGGAGGAAGACGCUGAGGUACUCGCCAAAGAGGAGACCACAAAAGAGGACGUUGUUUACGAGGACACGUCAGAGGAAGACAUGUUAACGCUGGAUUCUAUCUCUGAAGCUACAGAUGCAAUAGAAGCUGAGACCGCUGUCAUGCUGGAGGCCAUACUCGGUCUUAAACAAGCAGCGAGGCAGCAGGAAGAAUGGCAGAAUGGUGAAUCUAUUGUCCAGGAAGCAGAACAGGAGUCCGUAGAGCAGCAAGUGAGCGCGUUGGAGGCUAUGGGUGAAGUUGAGGCAUCUCUGGAAACACUGGAGAACGAGUCUCUGAGCGAAACCACCGAUAAUCUGGAGAGAGAAGCUGAUUCUGGAGAUGAGGAGGAUGUGGAGGCGACUGAGACUCUGAAGAUGUCUGAAGAUCUGCAGAGAGAUGUCCUGACGGAGGAGCGGUUCAUUUCUGUUCCUGGACACGAGGAAGGAGUAGGCCCUGUUGGUCCGGAGGUCAUAAGAGCGGAUAUUUUGGAGGCUGCUGUAGUUACCGAAGAUUUGAAGGAGGAGAAGAUGGAGGAGAAGAUGGAGGAGAAGAUGGAGGAGAAGGGAACACAGACUGGAGCCCUGAGUGAUGAAUACGCCUCAGGAACACAUGCAGAUUUAGAUCCGGUACAGAGACUCUUCCUGGAGAAGAUCAGAGAAUACAACAACAUGCACAGGCUGAAUGGAGGUCUGCUGGAGGAAGAUCCAGAUUACGAUAAACAUCUUUCAGAGGAGAGAGCGAAGCUGCAGAGGCUUUACGGAGGAGGAGAUCUGAGCAGCUUCCCUCAGUUCAGCUUCAGCGAGCCUGAAAUGGACAAGGAGUCCAAAUGAUCCACGACGUCUUCAUCCUACACAUCUUGAUCUUUAACGAACGUCUCUCUGAUAGUUUUAAUUUACUACAUGGGAGAACAGAUUUGAGGGAAGAAGAAGCACAUGAUGUUUGUUUGUGUGAUCUGCCGUUAAAACAAGGGAUUUUAAUCUUGUUUGUCUCUACUGUGCAAUAAUGAUAGUAACAAAUGAUAUAUUAUAUUUUAUUAAAGCAACACUUU